Aspergillus uvarum CBS 121591 is the source of this 731-nucleotide messenger RNA. RefSeq lists its product as uncharacterized. The coding region runs from base 139 to 528 and encodes 129 amino acids. Lineage: Eukaryota; Fungi; Ascomycota; Eurotiomycetes; Eurotiales; Aspergillaceae. The record is from RefSeq and is a predicted model, not a curated record. The transcript has a single exon.
AAGGGCUUUUCAUCAGACCCGCCGCGGCCCCCAGCCUUCCCAUAUCUGCCCGAUCGCAUUGGAUUUGGUCAUGGAGAAAUCGCUUAGCUACUGCUGCAAUUACGCGUCUGCUGCAGUGCACUGCAUGCGGCUGGAGAUAUGAAGAGGAGUUCGAUUACUUUGUUUUCGCAUUUCUCUUUUCUGCGACUACUCGCAACGAUACCUUCCUAUGUCUCAUGUUUUGCAUUCUUCGGUUCAUUCCGACAUCUCAAAACCAAGAACCACAAAAAAACAGACAAAAUCAACGAAAAGAGUCAGAAAACAGAGGAGAGAACAAACAAAGAGGAGAAGAGAGACGAAGAGAGAGAGAGAGAAAUCUGUCGUGCGACCCUGCUUCAUGCUGUCUACACCGGGGGGAAAGCGGAAGACGCCCACUCCAGGUCGGGGGCAUUCCCAACAUUGGUUUUCUGGCUGCAGCCAAGAUGUACUGUAACUUACUGCAUGCAAGCAGUGACUCAUCCGUCUCGGACGCAGGAUUUGUGUGCUUAGUCUAGAGCACGAUGGCUGCAGCUGACCUGCAGGCCGCGCCUUUCCUUUGGCUUUUUUUUUCUCUGACUUCGGAUUUCCCUUAAGGAAACCGUCCCCUCCUUUCAAUGUUCCCAAACAGGGAUUCUAGAUCAGAAAUUGAAUUUCUUAUGUCGUGAUUGGUGGUUCCACGUGUCCAGUUAUGUAUGCAGUAUGAAUUAAGGCUC